AUGGCAACCCGCUCCGUCCCCCAACUCUCCCUCGAAGCAGCCCAAAUCGCCUCCAACGCCGCCCAAGAAAAAGCCAAACAAUUAGGAAUAGAUUUCAACAUCGCCCUCGUAGACUCGACUCUCCACCUCCUCCAUUUCACCCGCAUGCCAACAGCAAAACUCACUUCAAUUUCCAUCGCCAUCAACAAAGCCUUCACGGCCGCAGGACAUCGCAUUCCAACAUCCGCGUACACGACGGGAGCAGCAGCGAAAAAUUUCGCGCCGGGAGGCGUCGCGUAUGGGAUUCAUAAUUCGAAUGAUGGGAGGUUUACGUUGAUUGGGGGUGGGGUGCCGAUUGAGAUUGAGGGGCAGGUUGUAGGGGCGAUUGGAGUGAGUACGGGGACGCCCGGGCAGGAUGAGGAGGUGGCGAGGGCUGGGGUGGAGGCGGUGGGGAGGUGGGUGAAGAGGAAGGAGGGGAGUAAGUUGUGA
Sphaerulina musiva SO2202 is the source of this 468-nucleotide messenger RNA. Its product is annotated as ethanolamine utilization protein eutT. The record is from RefSeq and is a predicted model, not a curated record. Lineage: Eukaryota; Fungi; Ascomycota; Dothideomycetes; Mycosphaerellales; Mycosphaerellaceae. The transcript has 2 exons. The coding region runs from base 1 to 468 and encodes 155 amino acids.